CAGCAGCGUCUAUUUGUGAGUUACUGAAACUCCCAUCUAGAAAAUCUGCAGACACGCAUUUUACCUGUUUUUAGGAAGAAGAAAGGGUCAGCCAGAGGGUCCUGAACUGACCUCUGGAGGGGCACCAGAAGGUUCCAAAAAAUGACCCAAUCUGUGCACAUAAACCCCAAACUGCCAAACUUGGGUGCCCCUUUCCAAUGUGCCAGUCAGGAGGAAAUGGAUCACAGUGGAUCCUAUUCUGUACAGACUCCUUAUGGAUUCCAGUUGGAUCUUGAUUUCCUGAAGUAUGUAGAAGAAAUAGAGAGUGGUCAGAGUAUCCGCAGGGCCCACAUGAGCCCUCGGAGAACAUCACGUAGCGAUAGAGCCUCUCAGAGGAGUGUAGGGGGUCGCACCAGUGGCUGGACAUCUACAGAGUCACUGGCAUCGUCGACUAGCGAGGAUGGGCGAUCUGUUCCUCCACCAAUUUCUCGAAGCCACGUUCCCCAGUCUCCCAGCAAGUCCCAGCCACUUUCACCAUCUUCAGUGUUCAGCCCCACACUAUCAUCCGCUUCGAAAGUCCCACCUCCACCUCCACCACGUAACCCGCGAGUGGAAAGAACACUACUUGAAACAAGCCGUCGACUGCAGCAGGAACAGGGUCUCUUCCAAAAUGGUUUAGGAUCUCUUGCGCCUGAUAUUUCCAAGGUGACUGUAAAGGAUGGAGGAUCCACUGGCAACUUGGCUGCCUCCUCCCAGUUUUUUUCAGAUGGUCACCUGCCACAGAUUUCACCUGCUUUGCAAAAUCCACCUACAGCUGGCUUGACCAGAGUUAGCCCUCAGAACUCGGGGAGGAGCACCCCAGCUUCCAACACUGGAACGUCUUCAGUCCCCCCAGCACAGCUCCAGACAGUACGAGAGCAGAUGGCUGCAGCUCUUAGACAGCUUAGGGAGAUGGAGGAGAAAGUGAAAGGGGUAUCAGCCUUGGAGAGAGAGGUGGCUAUGCUUCGCAGUGAAAAGGAUAGGCUCCUUCUGACCCUUCAAAAGAAAACCGAGGAACUUGAUGCUUUAGCUAAAGUGCAAAGCCCAGCUGAGGCAGUAGCAGGUAUGGUUCAGCCUGCAUGUUUGUCAUUAUCUUUGGAUCUCAGCAGUUCUAGUCAAAAGGUCAAAUCCAAUGAAAAAGUAAAGGAACUUCCAACUGUGAUAAUUGAGAAACGAUCCAUAGCUAUAGGUAGUGAUGUCCCUCUUGAGGCAGUGGUGGUUUACAAUCGCCAGGAUGCCAAAGAUGCAUCUGUUGAAGUCGCUGUUGAUGUCUGCCACAAAAGUACAGAGACUGAAAUGGCGACCAUGUGCAAUGAAGAAGUCCAGGCUGUGGUGCAGACAGAUGAAGCCGCUGUUUGGGUGAUGGAAUCUUUACUUGGACUGUCAAGUGAGGCUGAACAAGAAAUAGACAACCUGCAACAGACAAUCAAAUUUCAGCAAGAGUCAGUUAAAGUUCUGGAAACACGUUUAGCCCAGACCAGUCAACACCUGGAGGAGUUGAAGGCUAAGGAGAUGGAAAGGACGUCGAAGAUCUGGUUAGAAAAAGGGACACUCGUCCGACCGGAGAUGGCUGAGGCUGUAGUGGAAACUGAGCGUUGCGUGAAAUCAUCAGUUGGAGUGGGAGUAUCAGAUGCAGAUUUUCCAGUGACAAAAACUGAUCAGAGCGUUCAGACAGAUUCAGUAGAAGGUUCAGUAGAAAAGAUCCCUGUGACACGGGUCAGCACAGGUAUCCAGUGGGAAAAUCUCCAUAGUACUGACACACAAGACAAUCAAGAACAGUCAGUCUCCACAGAGGGCCCUCUAAAAUCUAUCAUGAAGAGAAAGGAUGGAAGUGGCUCAGGUGGGGCUUGCAGCAGUGGCAAGAAGAGCUUGAAAUUUGUGGGGAUUCUUAAUGGAGGGUAUGAGUCUACGUCUAGUGAAGAGGAAGAUGAGGAGGAGGAUGAAGGAAGCUCCUCAGAUGGAAGUGCAGAUGGUGCAUGCUCAGACAGCAGUGAGGAGGAAGCAGCAGCUCUGGAGGACACAUCGGAUGACGAAAGGAACAUAAAUCUGGAAGACAGUGAAAGUGAUGAAAACGUAGCAGCUGUUACAGAUGUUAAGGAGCAGGCUGAAGAAGUAAAAGAAAAGUUUGAGCUGAGUUCAAAAAUGCGUGAAGCUUGUCUCAUUUUGAAGAACCACCUGAACGAUGGUGCCAAAACAGCGAAGAGUAAAGAACUGUUGUCCAGCACACACACUGUGCAAUUGGAAUGGUUCAGAGUCUCCAGCGCUAAGAUGUCCCAGCCGUCGCGGGUCUCCAACUACCUGAUGGCUUUCUCUGAGAUCUCCCCUGUCCUACUGGGGCAUGUAGUCAACAUGACCGAUGGCAAUGGCAACACAGCUUUGCAUUACAGCGUCUCACAUUCCAACUUCACUGUGGUUGGCCUGCUACUCGACACAGGGAUGUGUAAUGUGGAUCAGCAGAACAAGGCAGGAUAUACCGCUGUGAUGCUGGCAGCAUUAUCAGCAGUGAAAGAAGAGGAGGACAUGUUGGUUGUCAAGAAGCUGUUCAGUCUGGGCAACGUCAAUGCUAAGGCAAGCCAGGCUGGGCAGACUGCGCUCAUGCUAGCAGUGAGUCACGGAAGGCAGGAGAUGGUGCGAGCUUUACUGGAAUGCGGUGCCAGCGUGAACAUACAGGAUGAUGAAGGAUCCACAGCGCUCAUGUGUGCCAGCGAACAUGGCCGUGCUGAGAUCGUCUCACUGCUGCUGGAGCAGCCAGGCUGUGACAUCUCCAUCGUAGACAACGAUGGCAGCAACGCCCUAUCCAUUGCCCUGGAGGCAUCCCACAAUGACAUUGCUGUGCUACUUUAUGCCCACAUGAACUACUCUAAAGCUCAGGCAGAUGUUCCCAAAGCAAACCCUAGGAGUCCGUCCAGUCCUAGAAAAACGUGGCCUUCUGAGUAAUGCAGUCCCAGCUCAGACAAAAGGAUACAAAUGGAUAUUAGCAGGACUAACUAUCUUGACUGGAAAACUAACAUUUUGUUUAUAUCACAAGUUUACAUGUAAUAAUAUUGUAUAUGCCAGCCAUUGAAUUUAUAUCCAGUUAAAUGUCAUUAUAUUGCGUUAUAGUGCAAUUAUUGUGUACAACUGCAAUAAUCAGUCAUUUUAGUGGGGUGGACAGAUGUGUGUCUGUGGAUGGUUUUAGAUCAUUUCUCGUGGAAGGAGAGUCGGGACCCAGGUCUCUUGAUCUGUAUGGUUCACUUCAAAGUGGUGAGCCAGUGUUUGUCUUUUAAAGUUACAAUCCGUAUGUUUUAGCCAUGUGUGUCAUUUUGGACUGAUAUUUUUCAUGGUUCUCAGAGCGGAUUGGCCGCUCAACAGUCAAAUAAGGCCAAAAUAAUGACAGAGUAGGUUUGCUUGGAAUGAGCAGGUUUUAGCACAACCUUUUGUGUGUCUGCAUGUGUAGUUGUUUCUCAUAAUAGAUCCGUUUUUAAAUUUGUGUUUAUAUAAAAUACUGUAGACACAUUCAGAGCACGUGAAAACAUUCAGAGCUCUGUAUAACGAAACUUUGCGUGAAUAUUCAAUCAGUAUGCAGGAAAGUGGUAAUUCAGGAGAAUGUUUGUCAGUUUAAGUAAUUCAGUGAUUUUCUUAUGCCUUACCGAUUAUAAAACCUAACCAAAGAGCACUACAGGGAGUAGCUUGCUUGGCUGUAGAUGAACUUCCAUCUAGAGCAUUGUUUUCCAGUACUGGGGUGUGUCUGCCGUACGUUAUCAUUUACCUGCCCUCCUGAUUCGGCUCAUGAAGGACUCUACACUGAAUGAGUAGACCAGGGCCUUAUGGAGCAGGGAGAUCCUUCACAAAGUUAGGGGUGAUUUCUUUUGCACUGAUAUAUUGUUAUAUUCAUAAUAGCACGUGCCCUCAUUUUCCUUUUUUGGAAACACUGACCUUUGCAAGCAGGGUUACCCCAUACAUGGGAUUGGAAAAUAAUGCUUUUUUUUCUUUUUUUUAAAUAAAUACUUUUACUUGUCUAGGCACAUAAAAAUGAGUGUCAGUAAGUAAGAAGUGGGAGAGGAUGGAGUACAUGUAUACAAAAAUCAGGUCAGGUCUGUGGUGGAACAAAAGACUUAUGAAGAAAAGCACUCCAUAACUAGCACAGAUGUUGAGUAUUAGUUGUUCUGUUGAGAUAUUGAAUGGUAACAUUGGUUGAGUUGAAUGGGUUUUGGGUAGCAGCUUCUGUCAGCAUUCGCCAGUUUCUUGGCAUAUGUUUGAGUAAAACUAAGCAAUAGUAUGUACUUACCGUUCCUUACCACACCCCUAAUGCAGCUGGAGGCCUAGGACUAGCUCCUAAUCCAACUGUAAUCAGUAUAAAUAAUCUAUAGUAAAAUCCAUUGAGAGAGAGAAAAGGCAAAAAGCUGUUCUUAUAAAUGCAUGUAAAUACAAAUUCAUAGCAUGGCUCAAUAUAAAUGGGGCCCAGAUGUUUUUCAGAAAUAACAUGGUUAAUUUGUGCCAUCUAGAGGCAAACUUGCAUACCGCCUCACCCACUGCAUCGAUGCGAGCUGAUGUAAAAUAAAUUGGUAGGUGAACCUUUUCAGAAGAACAUGCUUGAAAAAUAGUGUAAAAGACUUAUUUGCAGUUGUGUGCAGACGUUUGAACAACCCUGGUCAAACAAUGUCCCCUACAGAAAGCACUUCUGCACUAAAGACCCUGAGGGAGAAGCGGCUUAGAAAAUGGAUGGAUGGAUGUACUUCACUACAAUCACAAGCAAUGUGCAGCGUAGUUCAGCUGGAAAUCAGGAGUAUAAUCACUAAUUUGAUUGCCACUUUUCCAAUCACAUUUUGCUAAUUCUUCACUUUAGUAUUACAACUAAAUGGCAUUGCAUGUAACACAAAGUUAUGUUCAGGAUUGUUCAAGUACUAAUCAAAACUUGGAUCUUUUGCCCCUUUCCUAGCCACUGUAUGGGUCACUCUGGCUAGUAUUUCCACUGUGUACCCAAAUCUUUCAUAGGCUAAAGCUACACUGAAAUUUCCUCAUGUCCCAACUAUAAUCCAGCUUCCUCCAUUGCUUGUUGUAGUAGUGAAGAAAAGGCCUUUGGUAAAUCAGCUCAGAGCUAUUAAUCCUUUAUAGCAGGGGUGGAGAAUUGAGGGCCAGAGUCCAGCAGUUUCAUGGUUUCUCAGCUCUAGCACACCUACUAAAUCAGGCAGUUAACUGAUGAGGUUGACUCCGGUAUGUUUGAGCAGGAAAAUCGACACACUGUACACUGUUCCCUACCUCUGCUUUACAGGCAAGUUCCAAGCAGCCGUUUGAAUGAUGGUCAGCUGAUUGCAGCAUGUGUUCAGAUUCUCUCCAUCUCUACUGCUGUACUACCACAGUACUGUUAGACAUAUGAGAUGUAUUUAGCACCGUUAUCCCACAAAAGAUAUCCUGAAUUAACCUUUACAUGUAUAAUAUGUUAUCCUGUGUUCACAGAUUACUUGCUGUAUCAGGAAUUGUGCCUAACCAGUCGUUUGACCCUUUACUGUAUUAUGUUGCAUUUUUAUUAUGCUUUGUUACGUGCCUUGGGCUGCUUAGCCACCUUAAAAACAUGCAAAUAAAGUUUAUAUUACAUAAUAUAAAUACCUGUAACUUUAAAGAACCACAA
Pygocentrus nattereri (red-bellied piranha) is the source of this 5626-nucleotide messenger RNA. It is a transcript of the gene kank3, whose product is annotated as KN motif and ankyrin repeat domains 3. The transcript is spliced from 11 exons. The record is from RefSeq and is a predicted model, not a curated record. Gene Ontology annotation, biological process: negative regulation of actin filament polymerization. Gene Ontology annotation, molecular function: protein binding. Lineage: Eukaryota; Metazoa; Chordata; Actinopteri; Characiformes; Serrasalmidae. Gene Ontology annotation, cellular component: cytoplasm; cytoskeleton. The coding region runs from base 142 to 2955 and encodes 937 amino acids.